Molecule: messenger RNA, 1905 nt
Organism: Penicillium argentinense
Lineage: Eukaryota; Fungi; Ascomycota; Eurotiomycetes; Eurotiales; Aspergillaceae
Product: transcription factor TFIIIC subunit TFC1
Exons: 4
Coding region: 1-1905 (634 amino acids)
Biological process (GO): transcription initiation at RNA polymerase III promoter
Cellular component (GO): transcription factor TFIIIC complex
Source: RefSeq, a predicted model, not a curated record
AUGGACGUGCAUCGCGACUCCUUGACCGCGCCCUUCUUCACGGUUCCGCCUCGGCGGCUGGUCAGCGUUGAACACCCUGCCGUGGUUCGAAACCCCGACAAGGCGGUCGAAACAUUGCAGGGAAAUGCAGGGAUUGAAAAAAUCCUGAAUCCACCACCCAGGAUGGCUGAUGCGCCAGCUCAAUUGUUACUGCGGCCGGAGGACGCUAUGUCGCGGCCACUGAAAUCAAUCAGCAACGUCUCAAACAAUGUUCUGCUCCAAGUGACUGUCCCGAAAUGGACCGGUCGCAAGCGCAAACGAGGUUCGAAUGAGCCUUUUCGAGAUGCCACACCAGAGCCCGAGACGCCCGCCGGAUCCGUGCGACGGCACAAGGCCAAGGAUCUGUUGCGCAGUCUUCGGGACAACGAAGCAAAGUACCAGGUCAGACCAGUCGGCCGAGUUGAACGUACCCAUAUCUUUCGAGGUAUGCCGGACUUCGUCUAUUCGACCGCGAACAGUGCCUUCGCUACGAAAUUCCGAGAGAAUAUUUUACCACAUGACCUGGCGAAACUCAAACAGUUCGAUAUUGACAUGACCAAAGCCGUCAAUAAGAAUACUGAUAUCAUUCCACCACCAUCAUUCAGCCACGGCGACGUUCCAUUCCCGUACUUGUAUGGAAAUUCAAAUGUCUUUAUCCUCAUUCCACAGAAGCUAACAGCAGUCAACAGCUACCGUCAAAACCCAACAGUGAAACAUGCCAUCGGCCAAUCCGGCAACGUUACAACAAUCAACACACAACAACCCUCAAAGAUCGCCACUCAUCUGCUGCCAUACGACAUUCCCGAAGUCCCAUCAAAGCCUCACGAGAAUAUUCCCCCUAUCGAAACUCAGGACCCCGCUCUCCGCCGGACAGUCCGAGACCUUCAAGUCCUUUUCGAGGAACGUCCUGCCUGGACCCGUCGCGGUAUUCGCAAUCAACUCACCACUGAAGAACAACUCACCUCUCUCCGAUUUGCAAUUCCGUAUGUGGGAUACAUCUUUCGAUCUGGACCGUGGCGAGAUGCCAUUAUAAAACUGGGUGUCGACCCGCGCUCAUCCCCAGAAUACCGCCACUACCAGACCUUCAUGUUCCGCCUGAUGCCCCGAGAACCGGAGGUCGCCCGAGAUGGCAAGCGCCGUCGUGACCAUGAUCAUGACUUGCCGCUUGAAGAAUCUUCGGCCGCCGCCAAAGAUCCUGAGUCUCAUUUAUUCAAGGGAACCCUUCCUCUCCCGCUUGAUGGGAAGAUCUGGAUGGUGCGGGAUAUCGUAGAUCCUCAAAUUGCUUCGGUCCUUUACCCGCCCGACGAGAGAAGUUCAACGGACCAUCCCUUCGUUCGAGAAACCUGCGAGCCUGUCAGCGAUGGUUGGUAUGGGAAUGGUACACUGGCCAAGGCAAAGACGAUUAUGCGGCAGAAGAUCAAUACGCUCAUCGAAAACCGCCAGCCGGAUGAGAACGAGUUCGUUCGAAUCAUGGAAUUUCCCGACCACGCGCAUGGCCCAGAUGAUCUGGUGAAAUUUAUGUGUGAUCCAGCUACCUCAACGAAGCGAGACGAUAUUCUGGCGACGGAGGUGAGGGCUGCGAUCAAGGGGGCACCGAUUUGGCGGAUGAAAUUUGAAAGCAAUAGACGAGAUAAAGGCAAGAAGGGCAAAGAGAAGGAGGCAGAGGUGGAGAUGGAGACUCAACAAGAGCAAAGUGAGGGCGAAGAGGAAGAGAUGGAGCGGGUGGAAAUGUUGGAGAAUGAAGUUGCGGCUGCUUUGGCAGCACGAGAUGCUGCAGAAGGCGAUGAAGGUGACGAGGGUGAUGAUGAUGGGGAAGCUGAGGAAGACAUGGACGAAGGAGACGAAGGAGAAGUUGAUGAUGGUGAUGAAAUGGGCGACGAAUUAUGA